GUGUAAGCCCAAUAUCAUCGGGCGACAGUGUGACCUCUGUGCCCCUGGCUACUACCACUACCCCAACUGCCGGCGCUGUGACUGCCACCAGGCUGGCACCAGAGCGAGCGUGUGUGACCCGGUCACGGGACAGUGUCACUGCAAGGAAAAUGUGGAGGGCCCGAGGUGUGACCAGUGCCGUCUGGGGACAUUUUCUUUGGAUGCCAGCAACCCCAAGGGCUGCACCAAGUGUUUCUGUUUUGGUGCGACCGAUCGCUGCCGCAGUGCUGAGAAGCACCGAGCUGAGUUCGUUGACAUGAACGGGUGGCUCUUGUUGAGCAGCGACCGCCAGGAAGUGCCGAUGACUCUGAGCCUGCGGGAGCAGCUCCUCCAUGCUGAUCUCAAGAACCUCCUGGAUGCCUACCAGGAACUCUACUGGGUUGCACCCAGCUCCUACCUUGGGGACCGGGUUUCCUCCUAUGGUGGGCACCUGCGCUAUGAGCUGCACUCCAACCCACGGAGAGGUGACAUCUUCAUUCCCAUGGAGUCCCGUCCGGAUGUGAUCCUGAAGGGAAAUCAGAUGAGCAUCAUGUUUCUGGAAGGCACCUACCCAUCCCCAGGGGAGGUACAUGAAGGCCGGCUGCAGCUGGUGGAGGGUAACUUCAGGCACACGGAGACACACAACCCUGUGUCUAGAGAAGAGCUCAUGAUGGUGCUGGCAAACCUGGAACAGCUGCAGAUCCGGGCACUCUUCUCCCAACUCUCUUCAUCCGUGUCCCUGCGCCGCGUGGUCCUGGAGAUGGCAACAGACACAGCCACGGGCAUCCAUGCCAGGAACGUGGAGCUGUGCUUUUGCCCAGCUAACUACCAGGGGGACUCCUGCCAGGAAUGUGCUCCAGGUUACUACAGGGACACCAAGGGGCUCUUUCUGGGAAAAUGCAUCCCAUGUCAUUGCAACGGCCACUCAGAUCAGUGCCUGCCAGGCUCUGGGAUAUGCCUUAACUGCCAGCACAACACGGAGGGAGACCACUGUGAGCGAUGCAAGGAUGGCUACAUGGGCAGCCACUCUGCUGAAGAACCUCUACAGUGUGUUGGGUGUCCGUGCCCUCUUUCAGUUGCCUCCAACAAUUUUGCCGUUGGUUGUGUUCACAAGGGCUCCAACACCCAGUGCCUCUGCAAGCCCGGCUAUGCUGGACCCAGCUGUGAGCGGUGUGCCCCAGGAUACUAUGGCAAUCCCUUGGUGAUUGGCAGCUCGUGCCAGCCCUGCGACUGCAGUGGGAACACGGAUCCCAACAUGCUGUUCAGCAGCUGUGACUCCUUGACGGGCUCCUGCACGGGGUGCAUGCACCACACGGCCGGUCCCCGCUGCGAGGUCUGUGCCCACGGCUACUACGGGGAUGCAGUGGCAGCCAAGAACUGCACACAGUGCAACUGUUCGCCUUGUGGGACAGAGUCGUGCCAUCCACAGACUGGCCAGUGCUUCUGCAAGGCUGGAGUGACCGGCCAGCACUGCGACCGCUGCGAGGAGGGCUACUACGGCUUCGAGGGAUGCUCCGGCUGCCGGAGGUGUGACUGUGACAUCGGUGCCGUGGGGACCAGCUGCCACGCUCAGAGUGGCCAGUGCCACUGCCUGCCCGGUGUCAGCGGUGUGCGCUGUCACCAGUGUGCCCCGGGCUACUGGGGCUUCAGCGAGAGCGGCUGUACGAAGUGCGAGUGCAGAGGGGGCUCCUGUGACCCGCGCACUGGGGAGUGCACCUGCUCCAACGGGCUGACUGGGAAGCAGUGUGACAUCUGCAUGCACGAGCACGAGAUCCCCGUGGCCAACGGUCCGGACAGCGUGAGAUGUGAAGUGUGUGACAGCUGUGUCCUGCUUCUGCUGGAGGAUCUGCAGAGCAUCGAGAUGUCCUUCCCCUCCAUCCGCAGCCAGCUGGUCAACCUCAACGCCAGCUCCAUCGCCUGGGCUCGCCUCCACGGUCUCAACAGCACUAUGGUGGCCGUCGCUAACCAGCUGCGUGAGUACCAGAGAGCCAUGAGCAGGAUCAGGCAAAGGGCUGACGAGCUGGAGGAUGAGAACGUGGACCUCACGCAGGACCUGAACGCGCUGCAGCACAAAAUGACAAUGACUCACAGAGAAGCAAACCGGAUUGAGCAGCACACGAGAGAGACCUACCAGAGGGGAGAGCAGCUCCUGCUCAAUAUCCAAAGCAUUCAGAAAGGCAUUGCAGACUUGGUGAGGCAGAUGGCCAGGUUUGGGGCAGCAAACGCCAGCACCACCUCCACUGAGGAUUUUCGUCAGAAGAUGGCCGAGGUGGAAAGAAUGCUGAGGGAGAUGAAGGAGCGGAGUCUGGGCAGCCAGGAGGAGCUGGCAAAGCGCGAGCACGAUGAGGCUCAGAAGUUGCUCCAUCGGGUGAAGAAUGAGCUGCAUGCCCGCUGGGAGUCCAACCAGGACCUGGUGAGCAGCAUCCGGGACCGGCUGGCACAGCACAGCUCCCAGCUGAUGGAUCUCCGCGAUGCCCUCAAUGAGGCUGUGAACAAAACCAGACAGACAGAAGAGUUGAACAGCCUGAACCGCAACAACCUGGAGGAGAGUCAGCAAAAGAGCCGUGAACUCCAAAAGCAGCACACACUGGUGCAGGAGACCCUGAGGAUGGCCAAGGACUCCCUGGCCCAGGUCUCAGACUUCCUACAGAAGAUGGAGAGUGCAAAGGAGGCGUACGAGAAGCUGGCGGCCUUGCUGGAUGGGGCAAAGCUGCCCCUGACUGAGAGGGUUAAGAAGUUCUCCCCAGCCAGCAGCAAGAUCCCCAUCGUGGAGCAGGCUGAGGAGCAUGCCCGGCUCCUGGAUGAGCUUGCAAGGAACUUGUCCAGCAUUAUCCAGGGCACAAACCAGGAUGGCUUUAUCCAGCGAGCAAUCGAUGCCUCCAACGCCUACGCCAGCAUCAUUGAAGCUGUGAAAAAAGCCGAGCGAGCAGCCCACGAUGCUGAUGAGGCAGCCAGCGAGGCUCUGAUGAAUGUCAUCUCAGAAAAUCUUGGGGCCAUCUCUAAAGAGCUGAAGAGGAACAGCAGCAACCUGGAAGAGGCUGUGAGGAGAGAGCAGAGAAAACUCAACGGAGCUAUUAAAGGCACUCUGCAGACAGCGAAGGACAAGCUGGCUGACCUCCGUGUGAGGAAGGAGCAGCUCCUGAGCCAGCUCCAGUCUGUGCAGGACAUGCUGGGCAGGGACCAAGAGGACACAAAAGAGACAAUCCAGAAUGCCAAAGCAGCAGCUGCUGAGGCCAAUGAAACAGCUGCAAGAGUGGGAGAUACCCUGAGCACCAUGAAGAAGAAUCUGGAUGAAUGGAAAGACAAGUAUGGAGGGCUUCGAAAUGAAGACCUGAACCAGGCAGUACAGGAUGCCAGGAAAACGGUGUCCAGCCUGGAAAGCACCAUCCCACUGCUGCUGGGGAAGCUGAGCAGCCUGGAGAACAGGAGGAACAAGAAUGCCACCGUGUCAGAGAACAUCGUGCGGAUCCGGCAGCUCAUCACGCAGGCGAGGAACGCCGCCAGCAAGGUGAAAGUCCCCAUGAAGUUCAACGGCAGCUCAGGUGUGCAGGUCCGGAUGCCCAGCAACCUGCAGGAUUUGGCAGCUUAUACAUCCCUCAAAUUCUACAUCCAAAAUCCCGAGCCCAGGAGCCGGCAGCGACGGCAGGAUGGGACAGAGGAGGGGAGAUUCGUGUUGUACCUGGGCAGCCGGGAGGCCACUGGAGACUACCUGGGCAUCGUGCUCAAGGACCACAAAGUGCAGUGGGUCUACAGACUGGGCGAUGAGGAGCCAGCCUCCCUAACUGUCGAUGAGGACAUUGGAGAGCAGUUUGCCACCAUCAGCAUCAACAGGAUCCUGCAGUAUGGGCACAUGUCAGUGAUCGUGGAGAGACAGACAGUGCACGAGACCAAGGGAGACAGCGUGGCCAAAGGGGAGCAGGGGCUGCUCAACCUCGACCCACGCAACGUGGUCUUCUACGUGGGUGGCUACCCUUCCAGCUUCACGCCUCCUCCUGCUUUGCGCUAUCCCAGCUACCGCGGGUGCCUGGAGCUGGACACACUGAACGAGGAGGUGGUGAGCCUCUACAACUUCCAACGCACCUUCCAGGUGGAUACUACUGCUGAGAAGCCCUGUGCAAGGUCCAAAUCUACAGGAGACCCUUGGUUGACUGAUGGCUCCUACUUUGAUGGCACCGGUUAUGCAGAGAUCAAGUUUGAGAGCCAGUUUGGCACAACCAAGCGCUUCGAGCAGGAGAUCCGUGUGGUUUCCUACAAUGGCAUCCUCUUCUUCCUGGAGAAUCAGGGUCAGUUCCUGUGUCUGGCCAUCCGGGAUGGGAAGCUGGUGCUUUACUAUGACUUCAGCAGCGGCCUGGAGAUGGCAAAACCCAGCAGCAACUCCUCCUCCCUCACCAUCAGCAGCACCACAAACAAAGCAAUCCAGAUUUUCCUCCUCAAAAUGAAUAACAAGAAGCGCAUCCUGGUGCGGCUGGAGCGUCUCACCAUCUUCAUGGUGGAGCAGGAGAAUUCCCUGGAGAACGCUGUCUCCUACUACCUGGGUGGUGUGCCCCCAGCUGUGCUGCCCCCCAGCUUGAAAGUGCUCUUCCCCACCGGUGGGCCCAUCCGGGGCUGCAUGAAGGGCUUGAAGGCUCUGGGCAAAUAUGUUGACCUGAAGCGUAUGAGCACUGUUGGCGUGAGCUACGGGUGCACCUCGGACCUCCUGGUGGCUCGUUCAGUCAGUGUCCAUGGCCAUGGCUACCUGACCCUGGCCUUGAAGGACGUGCCAGGGCUGCGGGACUUCUACAGCGGCUUCAGCUUCCGGACGGAGGGGACGUGCCGGGUGUCCCUCCGGAAGGGCCAACUGACCUUGAACCUGCUGGAAACCGAAGUCACCACUGGAAAUGCCUACGCAGAUGACAGGACCCACUACGUGGCCUUCUACAGCGAUGCCCGUGGGGGCUCACCAGAGCCAGGUUUCCUCAGCAACCUCACCGGUUGCAUCGGGAAUGUCUUCGUCAAGCGGACGUCAGAGCCACAGAUGGUGGUGGACCUGCAGCAGAACGUGGAGAGCAUCAACGUCACCAUGAGCUGUCCUUGGGGUGAGCAGCCGCAGCAACUC
Antrostomus carolinensis (chuck-will's-widow) is the source of this 5113-nucleotide messenger RNA. RefSeq names its product laminin subunit alpha-5-like. Gene Ontology annotation, biological process: regulation of embryonic development; regulation of cell adhesion; tissue development. The transcript has 37 exons. Gene Ontology annotation, cellular component: basement membrane. The record is from RefSeq and is a predicted model, not a curated record. The annotation marks the transcript as partial. Gene Ontology annotation, molecular function: signaling receptor binding; extracellular matrix structural constituent. NCBI's taxonomy places the organism in Eukaryota, Metazoa, Chordata, Aves, Caprimulgiformes, Caprimulgidae.